AUGGUUUUUCUGGGCCACGGUAUCGGAGGUAUCUUCAUAAAAGAUGUGAGUCUAUUGAAGCACAGAACAAGAAGGGUCAAGGCUGACGAAGACAAGUUCUUCUGGAAGUCUAGUAGCCUUGAGCUCCGAAGCUUCCCGGCCCAGUGGCAUAAGGAUCUCGUCAACAAUACAGUCGGAAUCAUCUUUCUUGGAACACCCCAUCCUACAAAUGAAAACAAGGCAGAUCAUGAGAAUAUCCUGGGUAUCAUCACAAGACCGCCUACGUCCAGAAGGUCAAAGACCAUCGAUAGGAAGCUCAUGGAUCUGGACAUCCAAACCGGAUAUGUCCGUUCACUUUCUGAGGAGUUCGACAAGUACAUCCGCGAAUCCCUUCCCAACAUGCCUGUGUUAUCAGUCUGGGAUGGCCGAGAAACCAAGGCGAUGCGAGUGGAAGAGACGAAGCUACUUGGACGGAGAUGGAAAGCGGAAAAAUACGUG
This is a messenger RNA of Alternaria metachromatica, 477 nucleotides long. RefSeq lists its product as uncharacterized. The annotation marks the transcript as partial. NCBI's taxonomy places the organism in Eukaryota, Fungi, Ascomycota, Dothideomycetes, Pleosporales, Pleosporaceae. The record is from RefSeq and is a predicted model, not a curated record. The transcript has a single exon.